Messenger RNA from Alternaria arborescens, 1506 nucleotides. RefSeq lists its product as hypothetical. The record is from RefSeq and is a predicted model, not a curated record. The transcript is spliced from 2 exons. NCBI's taxonomy places the organism in Eukaryota, Fungi, Ascomycota, Dothideomycetes, Pleosporales, Pleosporaceae. The coding region runs from base 1 to 1506 and encodes 501 amino acids.
AUGACUGAUCAACCAACAUCGCCAUCUAAGCAAAGCUCACCACGUGGCGCUAUGGAUCCUCCAGCGACACCGGGUGCAGGUCGAAGCGCCAAGGAUUCGACCUCGAUACUCAUACCUUCACCCGCACCCGCACCCGCACCCGCUCCUUCGACGCCAGGCCGAAGUGACCGCACACUCCUUCCGAGUACACCACGCGCUUCCAACAGCCCUUUUCCGACCCGUGCUCCCCGCACUCCAGGAGGUUCAUCAUUGACGCUUUGUACCGUUGACGAGUCAAAGUAUAGUAAGGUGACUGUACACACAGCCAAGUGUACCGAGUGCGACAAGCGCAACAUGGAUACCAUGCGACGCUGUCCAGGCUGCACAUUCCAAGUUUGCCAACCAUGUUACGAAAAGCGCUUGAAGCAGGAUAAAGGACUUCUUCAUGGCAACAUGGCGACUCCAGGUGCGACUGGAGGCGGUCUCUCCGCCAGUAGCGGAAGCAGGGCGGUGAGGAAGAAGCCACUGCCGAGCACAGAAGAGAUAGGCGACAAGGUCGAGAAUGAGGAAGAUCCCAGUCCUAUGAAGAUUGAGAUUACCCCAGCUAUGCCCAAGUCGUCGGCAAAGAAGCGUGCGAUCAAGAAGAAGGCGCCUCUUGGUGAGACUGAGGAGUCUUCCGAGGACGAAUUUGAGCCGGACGACACUUCCCCAACACCCAGCAAGCGUCGCCGUACUGGUCGCCGUCGAUCUGAACUUACGUUUGCCGAGAGUGCUCUUGCUACCGCUCUCCGAACACCACCAGCUACACGUGCAACUAGAAAGUCACUCCCAGCUCCUACACACCGAGCUCCAUCAUCCCCAGCCUCUGACCCUGGUAACACAGGAACCUCGAUCGGUUAUGGGCCAAGCGGAUUCCUAAGCAGCGACUUCAUGGGUGACAAGGAUCUCUACGAUGUUGGCAUCAAGCCGUACAAGGAUCAGCCAUUGUUAGCUCGCCGGGAGCCUGUCAUUUCCAACCCGGCUAACAGGAUUCCUGAUAUCAUCAAGCGGGCUGGGAAGCCAAGGCCGAGUAACCAGACGUACCACAACAUCCAGAAAAGCCUCAGAGCGAAACUACAGCAGAAUCAAGUACACGAGACAGACCAAGAUGAAACUGUAGCUCACACGGCUGAGCAAAGCAAGGCUGAACAGAAUGCAGACCCGCAGACUGUUGCAGCCUUUGUGGAGAAGGAGGCAGCUAGGUACCAGGACGAGACGAUGGACGAAGAUGAGAACGAGGCCAUCCUUAGCGCGAUGAAGAGUGCGGCGCUGGUGUGGGGCAAACAAACGUUCAAGAAGCUGGACUCGGAAACGCAGCUCACAGUGCAACCGGGCCUGAAGCUACGUCUUGACCUCAUCAACAAGACGUUCCGGGAAGAGCUGGCGAAGUUGACGGGCGAGCAUGCUGACCGUAUCCUGUCGGAAUUGGGCGUCAGUGUCGAGAAGCCUGUGGAUGCUCCACCAGGUCAGCUGUUCAAGCCUGCCUAG